Suillus paluster is the source of this 2421-nucleotide messenger RNA. RefSeq lists its product as uncharacterized. NCBI's taxonomy places the organism in Eukaryota, Fungi, Basidiomycota, Agaricomycetes, Boletales, Suillaceae. The record is from RefSeq and is a predicted model, not a curated record. The coding region runs from base 1 to 2421 and encodes 806 amino acids. The transcript is spliced from 6 exons.
AUGCCUUCCCACCAUUUUCCCGUGCAUUCCGCUACCAUCCCACUACCCAUCCGCAUCUUCCCCAAGCCGUCCACUACAUGGAACCAAGCAGAACCCAGUGGAACCCAGCGGAACAAUCGCGUACUAUACACAUCAUAUCCUUUUAGCCUUCAGAACGUCCUCCUCCGUCCUGUCCUUGUCCUUCCAUCCUCACUGCAAUCCCCUCGGGACGAGUAUAAGCCUCGCACCCUUAUUAGACUUCUGAUCCACACAGAGUCUAUUUUCCUCACCCACAGCGGCAUAGAAAUGAGGUGGCUGGCAGCUGAGUCAGAUGCAGAAGAACUGGCCGCUAUGAUUGUAUCAGUCAUCUACAACAGCCAAUCCGGCAUUGGACAAUCUACCAGGGUCAUGGGAAUUUCUUACAUCCCCCCUGCGCCCCCCGGUUCGCAACAUUCAAUUCCCCAAGUUGAGCACCUGAUUUGCAAAGACGUGUGGCAGAAUAUAAACCUUUACUCAGAUGCCAAAAUUCACCAGUUGCUGGAGGAUAGUGAACAUGUUGAUAAGGCUAAAUUGAAGAUUGAUGUCCCUGACACUAUAGAGGAAACUGCUCAUGAAGUCCAGCUCACAAAAUCAUUGUACACACUCUGGAGCGCAUCUCCCGGAUGGGAUGCUGAUAUCUGCAGCAAGUAUCCCCUGCACCUUCCCAUACGUGACAAACGGUUCUCCUUGGAUCCUGUCAUAUUCACCGACCCCAAGAGUGGUGAAUCGCUCCCAGACACCACAGGAUCUAUCUUGUGGGGAAUGGCUGGCAUGGUUGACCCCUUGGUCCACCUUCGCACUUUUUUUCGCACCCCCACCGUAAAAUGCACUUGGUUCUUGUGUUGCUGGGAACUUCUUCAUUGUCAUCUUGAAGCUUACAGGCGUGGGAUUAUACACCGAGACACCAGUGAUAGCAAUGUUUGGAUGUGGAUUCCUCAAAUUGAUGAGUGGUUUGCAGUUCCUGAGUGGAUAAAAGAACAAGAUGGCAAAACGCACUUCAGAAUGGUGGUGGUCAACCCAGAGUGGUUUCCUAGGCGUCCUGGGGUGGCUGGUGAUUUUGGCUUAGCACUUGACAUGUUGGAGAGUAAGAGCACUGCCAAUGGAGUUGUUACCACUGUGGAACAUUCCCUUUUGGCACCAGCUGUUAAGGUCGUGCUCAAGGGAGAGGUUACUCAAAGGGCUUCGGCUUCAGCUCGUGCGCUGUGCCCCUUACCCGAAGGUACGGGAUAUGACACCAGCGUGGAAAAUGAGGCUCCUGGCGUCACACACGACCUCGAGGCCUACAUCUACCUUAUAUGGCUCAUUGGGGUGAACUUCAAGGGUCCAUACAAUGACAUCCAACAUUGGCCUCCUCCUGUCGAGAAGCAAAGACCCAUCCCCAACAAUGCAGUGUCUAUGUCGGAGGCAAACAGGCUCACUGCCAAGAAAUUUGGCUGUGCUCCUAUCAAUAAGAAGUGCUUCCCUCCUUCCAUGGGUGUUACACAGAUUGGAACAACACGCAUUCUUCCCAAGCGUGAGGAAGACAAAGAGUUUUGGAUUCGUCAAAGGAAAGUCCCAGCAUGGGCAAAAGUGGGUACCUACGACCUUACGACAGAGACUGUGAAGAUGGACAAACUAUGUCUGGAUUCCUUGGAUUUCAUGGGAGUGCUUCAACCAUAUUGGAAGGUUGGCACACUUUGCGAUGGAUGGAUCAAGUUGUACAACCUGCUGUGGCUGACGGACAAUGAUGGCCGGGCUGUGGAGGAGAAGCGCACAAAGUUGACCCAUGCACGGCUCAUUGCCAUGAUAAGAGAGAUGAUAGCCACCAUACCCGCUGCUGUUGAUGGUGCACCAAGCCAGGAGGUGGUCUUGGAUGCUUGGGAGAGGUAUUCUGCCUCCAUCAAUCGGCUGGUAAAUGUGCAGACAUUGAAGAUCCGACAGUUCCAUCCUGUCAGUGUUUAUCUGGCUGAAUACCUUUCAGGAUCUCGUCAGGAAUUACCACCGCCAUCAUCAAACCCUUUGCAGGCUGCACCUUCUUCAUCCACUUCUGAGCCAUUGUUAUUUAUCCCUUACAUGCCCAACAUGAAUGUCCCAGGGCCUCAGAUGCAACCACCUACUUCAUCCAAAAUGCACACUUCUAGCAGGCGCCGCAGUGGACACGUGGGCAUGGGCACCAGGAGUGGGUCGCAGCGAGGCAGGGCAGCACCUACUGCGCCUGUGCUGUCACCACAUCAGUCACCACAUCAGUCUACACACUCAGCACAUUGGUCUGGAGGGCUGUCUGGGACUUCUCAUGUUUUCACAGACCCUUCCAUUGGCAGUACAUUGACAGAGGGUCAUACUUCUGGGUCUGGGUCUAGGUGGUCUGGAGUCACUCAAGUGUCCGACACUGAGAAUGAGAACAAACAUUGUCGCAGGUCUUGA